Pecten maximus is the source of this 1230-nucleotide messenger RNA. RefSeq lists its product as uncharacterized. The transcript has a single exon. NCBI's taxonomy places the organism in Eukaryota, Metazoa, Mollusca, Bivalvia, Pectinida, Pectinidae. Bases 1 to 1230 code for a protein of 409 amino acids. The record is from RefSeq and is a predicted model, not a curated record.
AUGUGUGAAGCCCUGCCAGAAAAGGAUUUCUAUUGGUUAAACGAGCAGGAAGUUGACCAAUUAAACUUUCAAGACAUUACCGAUGACGCAGAUACUGGAUAUAUAGUUCAAUGUGACUUAGACUAUCCAGAGGCGUUACAUGAUGAACACAAUGCCUACCCAAUGGCACCAGAGACAUUGACAGUGACAGAAGACAUGUUGUCUGAACAUACAAAAGAUUUGAAGAAAUCUCUAGGAUUGAAAGGGAGACCUGGUUCUAAACUCAUUCCUAAUCUUAGACCAAAACACCAAUACGUCACACAUAAUCGUAAUUUAAAGUAUUAUCUAUCACAUGCGUUAAAACUCAGUAAAAUCCACAGAGUUCUUAGGUUCACGCAGUCACGGUGGUUGAAGUCUUACAUCGACUUUAAUACAGACAAAAGAAAGUCUGCUCGUAACAGUUUCGAGAAAGACUUUUUUAAGCUGAUGAAUAACUCUGUGUUUGGCAAGACGAUGGAAAAUAUGAGAAAGCGAGUCAGCGUAGAGUUAGUAAAUACCCCUAAACGACUUCGCAAAGUGUGUGCCAAACCGAAUUUCCAAUCCUUCAAAAUUUUUAACAGAGAUCUGGUGGCUGUUAACAUGAAAAAGGUCAAUGUGGUCCUUAACCGCCCCAUAUAUGCCGGUUUCUGUAUUCUAGAGGUGGCAAAGAUAUGUAUGUAUCAGUUCCAUUAUGAUUUCAUGAAAAAGAAAUAUGGGUCAAAGGCACGAGUAGCCUAUACCGACACUGAUUCGUUUAUAUACACAAUAGAAACAGACAACUGGUACCAAGACAUGAUUGAAAAUCUUGACCUGUUUGAUACCAGUAACUUUCCAAAGGAUAACGCCCUCUAUAGCACCGACAACUGCAAGGUCUUGGGGAAGAUGAAAGAUGAAUGUGGGGGGCAAGUCAUAGAAGAAUUUGUCGGUCUCAAACCCAAAAUGUAUAGUGUGAAAUGUGGAGAAAUAGAGAAAAAAACAGCUAAAGGAGUAAAGAAAUGUGUCAUUGACAAGCAGUUAAAACACGAGGCAUAUCAACUCUGUCUUCAACAGAAGUGGGCGAUGCGUCACAAAAUGAAUUUAAUUAGAAGUUUUGAUCAUCAGCUGUACAGCAUUACCGUAAACAAAACAAGCCUGUCUCCGUAUGAUGACAAAAGAUAUUUUACCGGCAUAGAAAGCUUCGCUCACGGUCAUUAUACAAUUUCAACAAUGUGA